Yarrowia lipolytica CLIB122 is the source of this 1908-nucleotide messenger RNA. RefSeq lists its product as uncharacterized. The record is from RefSeq and is a predicted model, not a curated record. NCBI's taxonomy places the organism in Eukaryota, Fungi, Ascomycota, Dipodascomycetes, Dipodascales. Gene Ontology annotation, cellular component: membrane. Gene Ontology annotation, biological process: transmembrane transport. Gene Ontology annotation, molecular function: transmembrane transporter activity.
AUGUCCAUCCACUCGUCAUCUUCCCAUGACAAGGACAUUGUCCAGAUUGUGGAAGACUCCAUAGGGCUGUCAAAAACAGAUACCCGCUCAUCGCAUGUUUCCAGGGCCUCCAAGGCCUCCCGAGCUGCCUCGGACUACCAGAUAGACCACAUUUACGGCGACAUGGACCGUCGAGAAAUCACGCUGGCCAGGCAAAUCACCCGAGAAACAAUUCUUAGUGCCUACCAGGAAAAGGUGCGGUCCCGUGCCUCUUCAAUUAUCAACGGCAAAAUCGACCCGUCUACAGCGCCUCCUCCUCCUCUCAAAAACGGAGGAGAUGGCUCACAGUUUUUGGAUGUGGAUCCAGAACUGGUUACGUGGGACGGAGACGAGGACCCUGAAAACCCCCAGAACUGGCACACAUACAAAAAGGUGGCUACAACUGUCAUUGUGUCACUCUACACAUUCGUUUCUCCUCUCACAUCUUCCAUCAUUUCUCCUGCAGUGCCUGCCAUUGCUGCCGAAUACAACGAAACGCGGCCUGUCGUGCAAUCGCUCAUGGUGUCCAUCAUGAUUCUCGCCUGGGCCAUUUGUCCACUGUUUGUGGCGCCUUUGUCGGAAAUGUACGGCCGAAAAAUCGUCAUGGACGUGUCCAUUCUAGUGCUACUGGCCUUCACUCUUGGUUGUGGAGGGGCUCAAAAUACAGCCCAGAUGGCCGUCUGUCGAUUCUUUGCAGGCGUGGGAGGUGCUGCUCCACUCUCUGUGGGCGCUGGUGUGCUGGCAGACCUGUAUUCGCCCCAAAAACGAGGUACUGCGUUGGCCUGGUACGCUAUUGGACCCACUGUAGGCCCCGUUGUCGCUCCUAUUGCUGCAGGAUGGAUCGUGCAAGAAACGAACACGUGGAGAUGGGUCAUGUGGGUCGACGGUAUCUUUAUUGGAUGUGUCGCAGCAUGUGGGUUUCUUUUUUACUCGGAAACUUAUCCUCCUGUUUUGCUGCAGAGAAAGGCCAAGAAACUGAGAAAGGAGUCUGGAAAUGACGCCCUGCAUACGAUCUACGACAUUGCAAGUGAACCUCUUUCUUCCAAACUCUACACUUCCAUGACCCGACCUUUGCGUAUCCUUGUGACCCAUCCCAUUGUUAUGGGUCUCGGUCUGUUCAUGGCUUUCACUUACGGCUUCAUGUACAUUAUGAUUGUGACUUUCCCUGCUCUAUGGACCGAGCGGUAUGGCUUUUCACUGGGUAUCAUGGGUCUGACCUUCCUAGGCAUGGGUAUCGGCUUUCUGGCAGGCACAUGGUUCUGGUGCGUCUACACCCAAAAAGUCUACAUUAAAUUACGAGACCAGAAUGGUGGAGUUCCCAAACCCGAGUUCAGACUACCUUGCAUCUUUGCUGCUCCCUUUUUGGAAUGUAUUGGUCUCAUUUGGUACGGCUGGAGUGCUGAGAGUCACGUCCAUUGGAUCAUGCCCAUCAUUGGAACCGGUAUUUUCUCUUUUGCAGUCAUGGACGUGUUCCAGACAAUCCAGACGUACUUGAUUGACAUGAACCCGCGGUUCUCAGCCUCGUAUGUUGCCUCCGCCUCGCUGUUCAGAUCGUUGUUUGGUUUCGCCAUGCCCCUGUUUGGCAGACAAAUGUACGACGCCAUGGGAUACGGCUGGGCCAACACAAUGUGCGGCAUUCUGGCGGUGGUGCUGGGUCUGCCUUUCCCCAUCAUUGUGUGGUUUUACGGAGAACGGAUCCGAAACCGCUUCGAUAAGAAACUGGAAGCCUCGCAGGCCAAGAAGGACGAAAAGAACAUGGAGAAGAUGCGAAAGCGAGAACUGGAACGGGAGCUCAAGGAACAGGAGAAGCUGGAUAAGGAGAAGAAUGAACACGUGCAUUUUGUUGCCGUGGAAACAUCUCCUUCCAUCAAAAAUGAAGACUCCCUCUAA